CAUUCGGCCGACGCCCAGGAAAAUUCGCGACGCUUCGUCCCAGUGUCGCUGUCAGGUGCACAGCACAUUGAGCCGGCUGGACGCAUUCGCUAGAUACAGCUGACUGACGGAACAGGCAGCACAGUAGACAGUUCGUUUCUGGGAAGUCCAAAGUUUCGACUUGACUGCCUGCCCAAGCACCCAUCUCGUCUGGAUUCGGGAUUUGGGAGAGGACAAAACCACUCUUUUCAAUCAAUCCCAACAGACUGGUCCGUACCGGAUUUUUUUUUUCACACUCGGCUUCAAUCCAAGCGUGGACCCGCUUCAAGCCGCUCAAAAAGUCACGGCAGAGGCAGAGGGAGAGACAAUGCAGCACCCCUGCGUCGGAUUAUGACCUCGAUUGACGACCUCGGCGGCAACGGCCCUCGGCUGCCCACCCCGCCCGUCAACACGGGCAUCCUCCCCGUGCUGCCGCCCGGCGUGGACCCGCCGGACAGCAACUCGCGCAGCAAUGCCGCGACCGCCGCGUCGGCCGCCGGCAUGCGCGCCUUCACCGCCCAGGCCGUCGCCUUUUACUUUCGCGCGCCGGCCAAGGCCUUCUUCCGCAUGCGCGUCGACUACCUCGCCUUUGCGCGCAGCAUCCACCUCGAGCGCCAGCGCCAGCUGCAGGAGGCCGCCGCCGCCUCGUCGCCGUCCAGGCUCAGGGACGUCGCGCUCUGGCUCCGCGGCACCACGCCCGGCGUGCUCACCACCGCCAUCCGCCAGCAGGGCUGGUCCGUCGUGCCGGAGCACGUGCUGCCUCCCUUGAUGGCCAACGUGGCCGUUGGUGCCGUCCUCUACUCGAGCUAUCUGCACAUCCUCGGCCACCUGCACGAGGAGUCGUCUCGCGCCGCCAAGCGCGUCUACCCGCCCCCCUGUCCCCAGGACACCUUUGCCGCCGGCUUCAUGGCCGGCUGCAUCCAGAGCUUCGUCGCCGCCCCGCUCGACGCCAUCCAGGCGCGCUACGACCACCGCGCGCUCGUGGGUGCCGAGACCGCGGCCGCAUCCACCGCCGCCAAGCCUCCGAGCAUGUGGACCUUUGGCUCCGCCAAGCUCCGCGAGAUUGGCCUGCGGGGCGUGUUUGCCGGCUGGAGCAUGUCGCUAGCCAAGGACAGCUUCGGCAACGCCGUCUUCUUCUCCACGUUUGAGUACGUCAAGGCCCAGAGCUACUACAAAUUCGUAAAGUGGUACUACGGGGACCUGAGCGAGGCCAUGGUGGACGUGCUGUCCCGCCGACGGCCCUCGUCUCUGCGCUUGGACUACCAGAAUCUACCCGAGCCGCAGGUCGCUGCUGCCGCCGCACCGACCGUCAUCCGGCCGCACUACGCCAUCGAGCCCGCGUUCCUCCUCGCCGCCGGCGUGUCGGCCUCGAUCGCGCAGCAGGUGGCCGUCUACCCCAUCUCGCAGCUGCAGCUGGAGCACUUCAACCAUCUCGAGGACCUCGACGCCGAGGCGAGGCGGCACCGCGCCAGCCCGGAGAAGCGCCGCUGGGGCAUGUGGCGCGCCUACUAUCGCGCCUACCAGGAGACGUGGGCCCAGUGUUCGGCCGUCGCCAGCUCCGAGGGGAGGGGCAUGGCGUCGUGGCUCUACCGCGGCUUCUGGUGGAACACCCUCCGGCAGGUCCCCAGCACCAGUGCCGGCCUGAUCAUCUUCGAGCUGGUCAGGCGCAAGUACGGCCUCGGCGGCGACGAGGUGCGCAUCACAAAGGACGGUUAUGAUAUUUUGCUCAGCUAAAAGACCGUCUUUUCUUCCUACCAUCUCCUCUCAAUCUUUGUAUUGCAAUUUUGUUUCUUGACUGGCUCUAGAUCGGCGUUGGUCGGUGGAUUGGCUUGCUUUUUUUUUCUCUCUUUAUGUUCAUGACGGACUGGCAUUAGACGUUUUACAGGAUAUACUAUACAAACCACGCAUUUAAUCAUCCCUUGCUUCACCUCCCCGCUUCAGUCCGACCAAUCGUCUUCGACAUCAGCCUCCAUCGCA
This is a messenger RNA of Pyricularia oryzae 70-15, 1995 nucleotides long. Its product is annotated as mitochondrial carrier protein. Gene Ontology annotation, molecular function: L-ornithine transmembrane transporter activity. The coding region runs from base 370 to 1752 and encodes 460 amino acids. The transcript has a single exon. Gene Ontology annotation, biological process: mitochondrial L-ornithine transmembrane transport. The record is from RefSeq and is a predicted model, not a curated record. NCBI's taxonomy places the organism in Eukaryota, Fungi, Ascomycota, Sordariomycetes, Magnaporthales, Pyriculariaceae.